This is a messenger RNA of Diaporthe amygdali, 1377 nucleotides long. RefSeq lists its product as uncharacterized. NCBI's taxonomy places the organism in Eukaryota, Fungi, Ascomycota, Sordariomycetes, Diaporthales, Diaporthaceae. The record is from RefSeq and is a predicted model, not a curated record. Bases 1 to 1377 code for a protein of 458 amino acids. Gene Ontology annotation, molecular function: O-methyltransferase activity. The transcript is spliced from 4 exons.
AUGAGCGCAGUCGAAUCCAACGGCCAUGCAUCCGUGGCAGCGGCCAGGGACACAACGAUCAGUGACGUGAAAGACGCGACGGAUCAGUUGAAUGCCGCAGUUCAGACCUUUGCUGCCAGUAACGAAAGCGCUGGCGAUAUGGCGGACAAAGCCCAGCGCCAGCAAAUCAUCGAGGCGGCGCAAAAGGUCUUGGACGCCGUCAAGAGGCCUGACGACAUCUGGUUUGACCGUGAGUUACCGAAAGACCCAUCUCACCCGUCUCGAGGCCUUUUCACGGCUCGCCAGGCAUCUCUGGCGAGCACUCUGGAACACCUAGCUUACACUUCCGCAGUAAACAUGAACAUCGCACGGUAUGCUGCAGCCCAGAUCUUCUACAAGUGGGGAGCUUUCGAGGCCAUCCCAGUGCAGGGAAGCAUCUCGUACCAGGAUUUGGCCGUUGUGACAAAGUCGGAAGAGGCCCUUCUGAGACGCAUCGGAGGAGUUCUUGUAUCCCAAGACGUUUUGAAGCAAAAUGGAGAGGACCAUAUCCUUCAUACACAGAAGUCACUCGGGUAUAGGAGUGAGAAUGCGUCUAACUACGUCUUUAAUAUGAGCUGGACUAAUGCCUUCGUUCCCUACGCCAAGAUGCCUGAGUAUUUCGAAAAGUACGGCCGCAAGGAGCCACAGGCAAUCAACCAUGUGCCGUUCAGCUUCGCGCACGGCAAGCCUGACCUGUCAUUUUACGAGGUGAUUGCCGAGGACGAGGCAUGGGUGGGCGGCUUCCUCAAGGGUAUGGCGCACAUCGAGUCGCGCAUGCCCGUCACUGCGGGUAUAUACGACUUCUCGUGGCUGGUGGCGGAAGCGAGGGCGCACCCCGACUCGGACAGGGCUGUGCUCGUCGACAUCGGUGGAGGCAAGGGCGGAGCCAUCAAGGCUAUCCACAGGGAAUUUCCGGGCCUGCCCAUCCAUCGCUUUGUCCUGGAGGACCGACCAGAGACGAUCGAGGCUGGCAAGGCGUUGAACGAGCCUGAGCUGGCGGGUGUUCAGAGGGUGGCCCUUGACUUUCACAAGGAUCAGCCCGUCAAAGGGGCUUACACGUACUGGAUGCGCCGCUGCUUCCACAACUAUUCCGACGACGUGUCCAGGAACAUUCUUCGGAUCAUUGUCAAUGCCAUGGCUGACGACAGCAGGCUUCUGAUUCAGGAGGAUGUCCUCGAGAACCCUCCUCACCAGUGGGCAGCCCACCUGGACUUCAUGAUGCUGGGGCUUGGCGGGAAACAGCGCACACUGAAGAAUUGGGAAGAGGUUCUGGGAUCUGUUGGACUGCGGAUUUCCAAUGUCACGAGAGGCGAAGGGCCGUGGAAAUCGUUGUCGGUUAUCGAAGCCGUCAAACAGUGA